Messenger RNA from Erythranthe guttata (spotted monkey flower), 729 nucleotides. RefSeq names its product dirigent protein 23-like. The record is from RefSeq and is a predicted model, not a curated record. NCBI's taxonomy places the organism in Eukaryota, Viridiplantae, Streptophyta, Magnoliopsida, Lamiales, Phrymaceae.
CAAUGCAAUAUUUCAUAGCCAAAAAAUGGCAACUUUUAUAAAUUUAUUGCAAAUUCUCAUAUUUCUUGUCACAGCCAUUAAUGCAAGUGAUGAUGACGUCACAUGGGCAAAAAGAGUUGUAACAAAAAAUGAAGUAAUAACAACUCUUCAAUUCUAUUUCCAUGACAAACUCAGUGGCCAGAAUCCAACUGCAAUAAGGAUUGCUCAAUCUUCACAAACCAACAAUAAUUCUUCCACACUCUUCGGCAUGCUGAUGAUGAUUGACGACCCGUUGACUGUGGGACCCGACCCGGCGUCGAAGAUUGUGGGCCGGGCUAGGGGGAUGUACGGGUCGGCGGGUCAAACGGAUUUCGGGUUGAUAAUGGUUCUAAGCUAUGGGUUCUUGGAUGGGAUAUACGAUGGCAGCUCUUUUAGCAUGCUUAGUAUAAACCCGGUUAUGCAGCCGGUUCGGGAGAUGGCUAUUGUUGGUGGGACCGGGCUUUUUCGAUUGGCACGUGGCUAUGCUAUUGCUCACACGUAUAUGGCUGAUCCUGCCACUGGUGAUGCUGUAGUUGGAUAUAAUGUUACUAUUGCUACUUAUGUAUAAUUAAUUAAAUGAAGCUUCAAUAAUUCUGUUUUUUCAAUUUUUAAGUUUUAUCUUUAUUUUUUUCAAUUAAAAGUGACUCGUUUAUUCAACUACUUGUGACAAUUGAUUAUUCGCAAUUUCAAGUUAUAUACGAAAAGGUAUCA